AUGAGUUACAGCUAAAGAGUCACGAGCCGAGCUCAAAAGUGCUUACCUCAGCACCAUCCAUGAGGUGCCCGCCCGAGGUGGAUCUCGCUCACCGUAAACCUCAGGCACCAACCUCAGCUCCACCCACAGAAAAAACCUAACCCUAGAAGCGAAAUUCCUCGAAACAAGUGUACUGCACUUCGAUACUCUAUCACCAUUUGGCAACGACUGACCGACUCGACCACCAACGACGCCGUCAACAUGCCGAGCCACAAGUCUUUCCGAACCAAGCAGAAGCUUGCCAAGGCCCAGAAGCAGAACCGCCCUGUGCCUCAAUGGAUUCGCCUCCGAACUGGCAACACCAUCCGCUACAACGCUAAGCGAAGGCAUUGGCGCAAGACCCGCAUCGGUAUCUAAGCUGAUAGUCCAGCUGUUACCUGCCCCCAAAGCCCAGCAACCGACUUUUCUCUCUCUUGGGCAUGGUAUCGCGAUGAUUGACGUGAACGGAAAAGGGGAGGAACGAUAUUGUUGUGGCGUAAACUGAACUAAGAGGCCGUGUCUGCACUGCACUGCGCGUGCGCACGGGGGCGAUGGGCCGGUUGCCUGGUUUAUCGAUUAUUGCCGGUUACUGCAUGUCACGGACGGUCAUAGGGGAAAAAAAAAGGAAUGCAAAGACUUUGAUGCCCCAAGAAAGAAAACGGGCCUGAACUACAUGGAUGCAGACUAUCUUGCCUGUGAACGACGACAACGCAAACGUCGGCUCUCGUGUGCUGUCUUUAUUACCAGCAGACUGUAUGGUGUUGUGCUAGUCUUCAAGUAGCCAAAUGAACGAAUCAUGCCCCAACCCGCAAAUCCCACUUUCACCAACGCAUCCAUCACAGAUUUCGAGCUGACCACUGCAUAGCUGAACGUCUUGAUAACGCCGGGUUUGAUGGCAAUCAUAAAUUGAAGUCCUAAGCCAAGUCGAAAUGACUUUCUACCAGUGCUUCCAAGUGUAGGAUUUGAAGCUGUGUUCAACUACUGCAGGACGAGAUCCAUCCCGUAGAGAGCCUGCCUCGGACAAUAUCAUGUUACCGU
Fusarium verticillioides 7600 is the source of this 1056-nucleotide messenger RNA. Its product is annotated as 60S ribosomal protein L39. Gene Ontology annotation, molecular function: structural constituent of ribosome. Bases 241 to 396 code for a protein of 51 amino acids. The transcript is spliced from 3 exons. NCBI's taxonomy places the organism in Eukaryota, Fungi, Ascomycota, Sordariomycetes, Hypocreales, Nectriaceae. Gene Ontology annotation, cellular component: ribosome; cytosolic large ribosomal subunit. The record is from RefSeq and is a predicted model, not a curated record. Gene Ontology annotation, biological process: translation.